AUGAGACUGUACUCCUUCUUUAUCGCCGCCCUGGCGCUCCUCUCUGGGGUCACUGCUGUCGACGUCCAUAAGUCGGUCCUCAUCACCUACCCACCCGAGACUCCCGACUCGGUCGUGAACCAGGCAAAGAAGGCAGUUGUCGAUGCCGGCGGAGUGAUCACACACGAAUAUACCCUCAUCAAGGGCUUCGCCGCUAAGGUCGGCGAGAAAGUCAUUGAUACGGUGUCGGCGUGGGGUCAGGAAUACCAGGUGCUUGUCGAGGAGGACGAAGAGGUGCAUGCCCUUUGA
This is a messenger RNA of Chaetomium strumarium, 288 nucleotides long. RefSeq lists its product as uncharacterized. The record is from RefSeq and is a predicted model, not a curated record. The transcript has 2 exons. Lineage: Eukaryota; Fungi; Ascomycota; Sordariomycetes; Sordariales; Chaetomiaceae. Gene Ontology annotation, biological process: vacuole fusion, non-autophagic. Gene Ontology annotation, molecular function: endopeptidase inhibitor activity. Bases 1 to 288 code for a protein of 95 amino acids.